Molecule: messenger RNA, 1464 nt
Organism: Geodia barretti
Lineage: Eukaryota; Metazoa; Porifera; Demospongiae; Tetractinellida; Geodiidae
Source: the annotation of a GenBank genome assembly
UUUUCUGUGGCUUUCGGUGGUAGCCUUCACUCUAAGCUUGUCGCUGGAAGUUUAUCCAUUGGAGUUUUGAUUGAUAAUGCCUAUGUGUGCGUAGUUAUCGCGAGUGUAUUACUGUCGGUUGCAUGUACAGGUAAGUACGUAUAAUAUAGCUAACUAUAGAUAUACCUGGUACGCCGGCGUUGUGUCCAACAGUUGCAGGACAGCAGUGCUCUAAUGAAGGAGAGGUUAGAUUAGUUGACGGAAUGACUGAGAACGAAGGCAGAGUGGAGAUAUGCUGCAGCCGGCGUUGGAGCGCUAUCUGUUAUGAUGGAUGGGGUCGAAUCGAGGCCCGCAUCACCUGCAGGGAGCUUGGAUUCCGUUAUGGUGCCCCUGCCGACCACGGCAGAGGAUCUGGUCAAAUUUACCGUCCUAGUUUCUCGUGUGAUGGACAUGAGACUCACCUUCAGUACUGCCCUUUUUCUGCUUAUUGUUAUUCCCCUGAAGAUGCUGGAGUAAUAUGUCACAGUUCGCAGUGCAAUGAGACUGAUGUUAGACUGGUCGACGGGCAGCUAUCUGAUGCCAAUGGUAGAGUGGAGAUAUGUUACAAUGGGUUGUGGGGCUCUGUGUGUGAUGACCUGUGGGAUGCUCAAGAUGCACAAGUGGUGUGUAGACAACUAGGAUAUGUCGGACUUUCUGUCUCACUGCUAAGAUAUCCUGUUUUGACAAAUGAAUUGUCAUUAUUUUAUCACUUGGACAAUGUUCAAUUGCAGUGGAGAUGAAGAUAUGCUAAGUGAAUGUGAACACAAUGGAGUUGGUGUUCAUGACUGUAGUGUUGGGUAUGAGGAAGCUGGAGUUAUAUGCAAUUACCUGGAGUGUAAUGAGACUGAUGUUAGACUAGUUGAUGGGCUAACGCCACAUGAUGGUAGAGUGGAGAUAUGUUUCAAUGGGUUGUGGGGGUCAGUGUGUGAUGACCUGUGGGAUGCCCGAGAUGCACAAGUGGUGUGUCGACAACUGGGAUAUGAUGGAUCUUCUACUGCAAUACAACAACAUCCUGUUAAAUCAAAUGCAUCAUUAUUCUAUUACCUGAACAAUGUUGGUUGCAGUGGAGAUGAAGAUAGGUUAAGUGAAUGUGAACACAAUGGAAUUGGUGUUCACAAAUGUGGUGUUGGGUAUGAGGAAGCUGGAGUUAUAUGCAAUUCCACUUUAGAUCUGAAGUGCAAUGAGACUGAUGUUAGACUGGUUGAUGGGCGGCUAUCUAAUGCCAAUGGUAGAGUGGAGAUAUGUUUCAAUGGGUUGUGGGGUUCAGUGUGUGAUGACCUGUGGGAUGCCCGAGAUGCACAAGUGGUGUGCCGACAACUAGGAUAUGUCGGGCUUUCUAUCUCACUGCGAAGAUAUCCUGUUUUGACAAAUGAAUUGUCAUUAUUUUAUCACUUGGACAAUGUUUAUUGCAGAGGAGAUGAAGAUAGGUUAAGUGAAUGUGAACAC